AUGGCGGAUCCUCUCAGCAUCGCAGGAUCCGUGGUCGGCAUCACCGCAGCUGGCGUACAAGCCUCUGUCAAGCUGUACGCACUCGCCGAAAAGGUCGCGACAGCGAGUCAAAGAGUCACAAGCAUCGCAGACGAUAUUAGCAGCACAUGCGCUAUCCUCAACCAAGUGCGCGAACUCAUCAUACCUCAGCCUGAUGCGCAAGGCACGCUAAAGUCGGUCUUCAAUACCGUCGCCCUAAACGACAUCUCGCAUGCUCUCCGUCGUUGCAGGUCCUCUUUUACGGAAAUCGAGACUCUUUUGCGUCGCGCGUUCGAGCAGGUGGGAAAACGCCCGGCGCUGCGUUCAAACAUCAAGCUAUCCCGGUUCGAACAAGCGAAAUGGCCGUUCUUGCAGCCACAAUUCGACGAACUGCGCAACGAUCUUCGAGAUGCGAAGGGAAAUCUUGUCUUGAUGAUUGCUGUGGCCAGCCUUGCUCUUGCGCAGAGAGAUGGACGACAGCGACCGAUCCAUGAAACGGAGAGACUAGAUCUUGGAUCUACGAUCGUGCAGCUGCAACGGGCGAGUACGGUCAAGACACAACCUCAAUACUUUUCAAAGAUUCCUCGAACGGAGUUGAAGGACUCGCAAAGGCUUUUUACCUCAGGUGUUGAUGCCGAAAAGGGCAUGUCUUCCAAGCAAACACCCAUGUUUGAGAUGGCGACUUUGGCAAAAGCCCUUCCGCCUGGCCCGCCAGCGUUAGAAACGUUCACGUCAGCUUCCAAUGACAGAGCUAAAGGCAACCCUGUACCCAGCACCCGUAUGGCUAUCGCAAAUAUGCCUCAGGCCUAUGAUGAAGCACAAGUGCAAGCGGCAUUUAUCAAUACCAUGCCGCACCCAUCUCUUGAACUAAGUGAACCAGUUCGGAUCGCUUCACGUUCAAGUCCGGGGGGUAUAUUAUCGUCACGAAAAGCAAUGGCUCAUGGCUUGAGUUCCCCACGGGAGUCGCAUCUUCCCGAUCAACCCAUUCCCGCAGAACCUAUGUCAUCCAUCCCAUCAUUCGAGUCGACGGUAGCAGCCCAGCGACAUGAGAUGCAGUCUGAGGCGACCACCGCUGCAGGCGGUGACAAUGUAAUCGCAGCAGACAAUGACGAUGUCAUCUGCUUCUAUUCGGGGUUUGCUACCACUUAUCUUCAGGGACUCACGACAGGCCACGGAGACUCCCUCUUAUUGGAUGAGAUGGAGCUACCCCACGCCUCACUCGAGAAACUGGUCAAAACUUACACCGACGAAGGCAAUGAUCCACAUAUUGCGAUGUCAGAGCUCACUCGAGAGCAACAGGCCAUGAUCAAAGAAACAACCCCAGAAAGAAUCUGGAAAAUAGCGUAUGUCCGCUUGCAACGCAACAUCAGUGUAUCCAGCGUAUUCGGUACAUUGAAUGUUGAAACACUCAAGUGGAUCUUCAAAAUGGAAGUUAAAAUGCCAUCGGUUGAGAAUAAACCAGGUCGUUCAGGUGGUACCGGACUGUUCUCAAAUUACUCUCCAUAUGAAUCGUCAUCGUCCACACGGCUUACACCUUCUGCUUCCUCGACUCCCGACCUCAUUCGCAUGUUCAGCGGCAGACACCGACGAAAACAAGGCGGUAAUAUACGCAAACAAAUACCUCCUGAGCCUACCAGGAGUGACUUAGUGUCUCCGGACUUCAAUAUGUACAACCAAAGAUCCUCCAAGCCCGGAGAAAAGCCAGUUACACCUGAACCUAACCCCGAAUUCGGUCCAAUAAUGGAUUUAUCGAAUGUCAUUCCACUCGCUCGUUCAAAAACAACACCAAUGCCGGAUGCGGACGACGAAUCUGACAACCAGCUCGAUUCACCACCACAACACCCGCACGAUGAAUCUGAGGAUCCGCUGGAAGAGCAAUUCACCUAUGAGAUGUCCAGCACACUGGACAAGGAGGACGAAGCGUUCGCCAGGACAUCCGUAAAGUUUUCGGAUGCCUCCAAAUCUGGUGGAUAUUCUAGGCCACGUGCAUCUGAGGCCGCGGAAUACGUUGAUCCAUCAACAUCAAUACCGACCGAAUACAAUCCCGACGUUGAUGCAUGGGCCGCGCAAUACACUGACCCAUCAGCAUUAAUUCCACCCUCAAUGCCACUCUACCUCGACAUCGACCUUGAUACACAUGCCGCGGAGUACGUCGAUCCAGCAACAACGGCAAUGCCAGAUGCGGACGACGAAUCGGAAACCUAUGAGACGCAGCCCAUGAACCCCGGUUCAAGCGGAUCAACAGACCUGGAGCGACAUGAUCCCUCACGUACUCCGUCGUCUCCCUCACACUCUCCACUUCUGCUCGCUCAGAAUAAACCAGAUGUAUUACAACACCCCGGUCGGGCCGUUCCACUGGAGGGAAUGACACCGUUUGAUCUACCGUAUAGGGUCGAGGAAUUUGGGGAACGUGACGGUUACCUUGAACCUCCUUCUAUUCCACAUCCAGGGGAAGACGAAUCGUUUGAUCGAUUCCGCGAGGAGUCCCAAAUAUAUCAUCCGCGCCCCGAAUGGGAUGCGACGUCUUCGCGUUCGGAUCGCACUGGCUAUAACACGGUGAGGCGCUAUAAGAUGCCCGAUGACGGCAUGGAGGAAGACACAGUCCUUCCGACGCCUCUCGCGGAGGAGGAUGGGGAAGACAUCGUGAACGAACUUCUCGCUCGAUGGACGACAUCAUGA
This is a messenger RNA of Alternaria hordeiaustralica, 2697 nucleotides long. RefSeq lists its product as uncharacterized. The record is from RefSeq and is a predicted model, not a curated record. The coding region runs from base 1 to 2697 and encodes 898 amino acids. NCBI's taxonomy places the organism in Eukaryota, Fungi, Ascomycota, Dothideomycetes, Pleosporales, Pleosporaceae. The transcript has a single exon.